This is a messenger RNA of Odobenus rosmarus divergens (Pacific walrus), 1794 nucleotides long. It is a transcript of the gene LMOD3, whose product is annotated as leiomodin 3 (fetal). Gene Ontology annotation, cellular component: striated muscle thin filament; myofibril. The transcript has 4 exons. The record is from RefSeq and is a predicted model, not a curated record. Gene Ontology annotation, molecular function: tropomyosin binding. Bases 103 to 1794 code for a protein of 563 amino acids. NCBI's taxonomy places the organism in Eukaryota, Metazoa, Chordata, Mammalia, Carnivora, Odobenidae. Gene Ontology annotation, biological process: pointed-end actin filament capping; muscle contraction; myofibril assembly.
AAAUGUGGGGUGGAAAAAUAAGUGGAUCAAAGGAAGAAGUGCUUCCUUUUACCAUCAGGAUUUUUCAUAAAUUAACAGAGAAAAAUAUAGGAGAAAAAAAUCAUGUCAGAACACAGCAGAAAUUCAGAUCAAGAAGAACUCUUUGACGAGGAGAUUGAUGAAGAUGAAAUCUUGGCCAACUUGUCCCCCGAAGAGCUGAGAAAACUGCAGUCGGAAAUGGAAGUGAUGGCCCCUGACCCCAGGCUUCCCGUGGGAAUGAUUCAGAAGGAUCAGACUGACAAGCCACCCACGGGAAACUUUGACCAUAAGUCUCUUAUGGAUUAUAUGUAUUGGCAAAAGGCAUCCAGACGCAUGCUGGAAGACGAACGUGUCCCUGUCACCUUUGUGCCAUCCCAGGUGGACACUCAAAAGCAGCAUGAAGAAGUAGACAAAGGUAAUAAAAAUGGGUCCCAGUAUUUAAAAGAAAAGCUCAACAAUGAAAUCGCUGCAAAUAAGAGAGAAUCAAAAGGCAGCGACGAUGUCCCAGAAACCGAUGAUGCUGAUGCUGAAGGAGAUGAAGGAGACGAUGAGGAUGAGGAGGAUGAAGAUGAGGAAGGAGAAGAUGACAGCGAGGAGAGUGUGGAAAAGCCACAAAGAGGAGUGCAAGGUGAGGUAAGGGAGCAGAUCAGAAAUGGCGAGAGCAGCCGCCCACAAGUAAAGGCAUUUGGAGAACAGAAAGACAGACCAGAGGCCCAAGAAAAAGGUGAGAAAAAAAUAUCAAAACUAGAUCCCAAGAAGUUAACUCUAGAUACCAGCUUUCUAAAAGUGAGUGCAAGGCCUUCGGGAAACCAAACAGACCUGGAUGGGAGCUUGAGGCGCGUUAGACAGAAUGACCCCGACAUGAAGGAGCUCAACCUGAACAACAUUGAAAACAUCCCCAAGGAGAUGUUACUGGACUUUGUCAAUGCAAUGAAGAAAAACAAACACAUCAAAACCUUCAGCUUAGCGAACGUGGGCGCGGACGAGAACGUCGCGUUCGCCUUGGCGAACAUGCUGCGGGAAAAUAGGAGCAUUACCACUCUCAACAUCGAGUCCAAUUUCAUCACAGGUAAAGGAAUUGUGGCCAUCAUGCGGUGCCUCCAGUUCAACGAGACGCUCACCGAGCUUCGGUUUCACAAUCAAAGACACAUGCUGGGCCACCAAGCCGAAAUGGAAAUCUCCCGGCUCUUGAAGGCGAACACCACUCUCCUGAAGAUGGGCUACCAUUUUGAGCUCCCAGGUCCCAGAAUGGUGGUAACCAAUCUGCUCACCAGGAAUCAGGACAAGCAACGGCAGAAAAGACAAGAGGAACAGAAGCAGCAGCAGCUCAAAGAGCAGAGGAAGUUGAUAGCCAUGUUGGAGAACGGGUUGGGGCUGCCACCUGGAAUGUGGGAGAGGUUGGGGGGACCCAUGCCCGAUCCCAGGAUGCGGGAGUUUCUCCAACCUCCUCCUCAGCCUCCCAACCCCCAAGCGGCCCCCUUCGGUCGACAGAAUGAAAUGAUGAAGCCGUCACAGCCUCCGAAGUACAGGACGGACCCUGACUCCUUCCGAGUGGUGAAGCUGAAGAGGAUCCAGCGCAAGUCUCGGAUGCCCGAGGCCAGAGAACCACCUGAGAAGACCAACCUCAAAGAUGUCAUCAGAACGCUCAAACCGGUGCCGAGAAAUAGGCCACCCCCGUUGGUAGAAAUCACUCCCAGAGAUCAGCUCUUGAAUGACAUUCGUCACAGCAACGUCGCCUAUCUUAAGCCCGUGCAACUGCCAAAAGAACUGGCGUAA